This is a messenger RNA of Silurus meridionalis, 4400 nucleotides long. RefSeq names its product mitogen-activated protein kinase kinase kinase kinase 3b (gene map4k3b). The record is from RefSeq and is a predicted model, not a curated record. Lineage: Eukaryota; Metazoa; Chordata; Actinopteri; Siluriformes; Siluridae. Gene Ontology annotation, biological process: protein phosphorylation. Gene Ontology annotation, molecular function: ATP binding; MAP kinase kinase kinase kinase activity.
GUGCAGAAAGAGAGAGAGAGCGAGAAGGAAAAGGAAAAGGAACGGGAGAGGGAGGGGGGAAGGAUGCGCGACGGAGAGAGGCGGAGCCGAACGGCGCAUGCGCAGACGGCGGACAUGUUGCGCUCGGUAGCGGCGAGCGGAGGCGCAGGCGGCGUCGUCUGAGCGUUUUUUUUUUCUCCGGGCCGCGGGUGUGUUCGCACGGAGCCGCCCUGCUGCCACCACCGGGGGAGGAGGACAACAAGCAAGCCGCCACCAUGAGCACAGGCUUGGACCUCUCGCGACGGAACCCGCAGGAGGACUUCGAGCUGAUCCAGAGGAUCGGGAGCGGAACCUACGGCGAUGUGUACAAGGCACGAAAUGUCAACACGGGAGAGCUGGCAGCCAUCAAAGUCAUUAAACUGGAACCAGGUGAAGACUUUGCGGUGGUUCAGCAGGAGAUCAUUAUGAUGAAAGAUUGUAAACACUCAAACAUUGUGGCGUACUUCGGCAGUUAUCUCCGGAGAGAUAAAUUAUGGAUCUGUAUGGAGUUCUGUGGCGGUGGAUCACUACAGGAUAUUUACCACGUGACUGGACCACUGCUGGAGUCACAGAUUGCAUACGUUUCACGGGAGACCCUACAGGGCCUGUACUACCUCCAUAACAAAGGCAAGAUGCACAGGGAUAUUAAGGGAGCAAAUAUCUUACUAACAGACAACGGCUACGUGAAGCUGGCGGAUUUCGGCGUCUCUGCUCAGAUCUCAGCCACUCUGGCCAAGAGGAAGUCCUUCAUCGGAACACCAUAUUGGAUGGCUCCGGAAGUGGCUGCAGUAGAGCGUAAAGGAGGUUAUAAUCAGCUGUGUGAUAUCUGGGCCGUGGGCAUCACUGCUAUAGAGCUGGCCGAGCUGCCCCCUAUGUUCGACCUGCACCCAAUGAGGGCUCUUUUCCUCAUGACCAAGAGCAACUUCCAGCCUCCUAAACUGAAAGAUAAACUCAAAUGGACGAGUAAUUUCCAUCACUUUGUGAAAAUGGCACUAAUUAAAAACCCUAAGAAACGACCGACUGCUGAUAAACUGCUGCAGCACCCGUUCGUUUCGCAGCCGCUGAGCCGCACCCUCGCCAUCGAGCUGCUAGACAAAGCCAGCAACCCCGACCACGCCGACAUCGAGGACAGCCACGACGGCGAGGACGAGGAAGCUGACCCCGAGUCUCCGGUACACGUUCCCCAGCGGAUCACAUCAGCAAGCCGAAGUUCAAGGGAUAAAAAGACUUUGUCCGAGAUUAACUUUGAUCAAGUUAAGUUUGAUCCUCCACUGUGGAAAGAGACGGAGCUACAUGAACCAGAUUUUCAGUUGGAACCACAGAGUUUACUGGGUGACCAUAAGAGUCUGUUAAAAUCAGUAGCCGAGGAACUCAAUCAGAGGGGUCAUGUGACACAUUUAGAGGAGGAUGAUGAGGAUGGUGAUGAUGAAGCUGGACAUUCAAACUCGAGUUCAACUAUGAGGCCUAAAGUCCCUCCCCCGUUACCCCCUAAGCCGAAGUCUCUCGGUCCUCUUCAGAGCGACCCUGACGGAGAGGAUGCCGCUGGGCAGGGAACCAUAAAACGUUGCCCUGCCUCCUCAAGCCCUGCCACUCCUCCUCGGCCCGCCUCCUGUGUGCCCCCCAGGCCGCCGCCCCCUCGUCUGCCCCCCCAGAGACGCAGCAGCUUAGGUAAAGGGCCUCCCCAGCACGCUCAGACAGAGCCUGAAGGGGAUGAUGGGAGUUUUAGGUUCUGGGAGUGGCUUCACGCAGAGGAGCAGAAGGAAGACAGUAACGGACUGAGCGCCUCCUCACAAAACGGAGAGAGAGAAAGACUGUCGACUCUACCCACCAUUCCCAGUCGCAGGAGUAAAGACAUUCCUAAGCCGAUGUGUAACGGUCUGCCUCCCACUCCUAAAGUGCACAUGGGAGCGUGUUUCUCAAAAGUGUUUAACGGCUGUCCACUGAAGGUCCACUGCGCUUCGUCCUGGGUCAACCCAGACACCAGAGAUCAGUAUUUGCUUUUCGGAGCCGAGGAAGGAAUGUACACCCUCAAUCUGAACGAGCUUCACGAGACCUCGAUGGAGCAGAUCUUUCCCCGGAGGUGCACGUGGCUUUAUGUGAUGAACAACUGGCUCUUUUCUAUAUCCGGUAAAGCGUCCCAGUUGUACUCCCAUAACCUGUGCGGUCUCUUCGAGCACGCUCGGCAGAUGCAGAAGUUACCGGUGUCCAUACCGACUUACAGACUGCCCGAUAAAAUCAUCCCUCGGAAGUUUACAGUGUCCAAUAAGAUUCCAGACACAAAGGGGUGCCAGAAGUGCUGUGUAGUUCGCAAUCCAUACACUGGGAUGAAGUAUCUGUGUGGUGCGUUCCAGUCCAGUGUAGUUUUGUUUGAAUGGGUGGAGUCCAUGCAGCGCUUCAUGUUAAUCAAGAAUAUAGACUUCACAAUCCCUUGUCCAUUAGAGGUGUUUGAGAUGCUGGUGGUCCCAGAGCAUCACUACCCGCUCAUCUGUGUAUCAGUGGUGAAGGGCAGUCAGCCCGAUCAGGUCGUGACCUUCGGCACCGUCGACCCCAACGACAUCGCACCGACCUUUACCGAGCCUGAUACGCCACAAACGUGCGUGAUUCACGUCACACAGCUGGAAAGGGACACCAUUCUGGUGUGUUUGGACCGUUGUAUAAAGAUGGUGAACUUACAAGGCCGGUUAAAAUCCAGCAAGAAGCUCUCAGCUGAACUCACCUUUAACUUCCAGAUUGAAGCAAUAGUUUGUUUGCAGGACAGUGUGCUGGCAUUCUGGAGACACGGCAUGCAGGGACGCAGCUUCAAAACCAAUGAGAUCACGCAGGAGAUCUCGGACACAUCGCGCAUCUUCAGACUGUUGGGCUCAGACAGGACGGUGGUAUUAGAGAGUCGGCCCACAGAUAACCCAACAGCUCAGAGUAACCUGUACAUACUUGCUGGCCAUGAGAACAGCUACUGAGCGUACACACACACACACACACACACACACACACACACACACUUAACAGCAUUCCUUCUCCACACUACAUGAAAUAACACUCUACACGCCUGCCAAUGCUAUAAGCUACAUGUGCACGUGCAUAAACACACACACACACACGCAUUCCUAUAAACACUUCGCCAGAAAAGUCUUCUUACACUACUGUCUGUUUAAGACACAACCAUAAACACUACACACACACACACACACACACACACACACACACACUACACCCCUGCCACUCGCUGACUCGCCUGUUUUAAACUAUUUAUUGUGGCACGUUCCAAUGAGGCGUCUUUUUAUUUUAUUUGUAUUUUAUUUUCCUUUUUUUUUUUUUCAUCAGCCUGCCUGCAGCCUUCCCUCUAUAACAGUCCGUCUCUUAAAGAGCUGAUACGCCGCCGGUGACGUCUCGACCUUCACGGCUGCUACGUGCCGACUCAGUAACGCACCGAUUGGCGUUUUAGGGAUAAUCAAAUAUCUGCCAUCUAUUUCUUUUCGAACGACGCUGUGCGGGCAAAAGUAUCGGGACACCUGACUUUCCCCGGUCGUGUGUGCGCAAAAAUUAGAAGGCGUGUGAUUUUGUAUUAUGAAAAUUUCCCUUCAGUUUAUACGAUGAAAUCGGGUGUUAGUUAUAAGUAUGUUUAUAUUGUAGUUAUAUUUAGCCAAAAUUGUCGUCUUUUUUUGCUCGUCCUAAACAAUAAUAGUGCAAUAAAACCACCUUGUCUAAAUCGUGAGCGUCGUUUCAGUCGUUAUUGUAGAGAAUAGAUUUAGACACUGUGGGGCCAAUGUGGACACCCGAGUGAAAGAUUUCCCGCUUCUUAUUGAACGUCUGGUCUCACGUUUGCUUUUUGACCUCCAUUCCUCAGGGAAGAUGUUCCAGUUGACUUUGUGACGAUUUCUGUGAGAUUCAUUCCGUCAGGUGCGGUGAGGAGGUUCCAGGGGUGCGGUCGGCGUUCGUGGUGUUUAAUAGAGUUUGCACUCAGGUGCAGAAGAUCUUCCAGUCCAUCCCAUCGAUACUACAGCGUCCAAAGACGUCGCAUACAGUCGUGUGCCUCCAGGUUUUUUAUAGAAAGAACAUAUGGCUGGGUGUCCUAAUACUUUUGGACGUACAAUGUUAAGUUCGAUAAAAUCGGUAAUUUGUCCGCUUCACCUCGCGGGUUAUUACGUUGUUGUUCCGCAGCACAAAGUAAAAAAAAAAAACAGCUCUGCUCAGACGAGUGGUGCGUAACUUCUCUGUAGGUCUUCGCCAUCGUUACUUAUUCUAGUAAUAAUAAUAAACAAUAACAUGCCUGUGGAUUUAUGCAUCACAAUAUCAGAAACGUGUUCAUGCAUAGAAGUUACAGAAACGCUAACGGACCCGUGUACAUACUUUGGUUUUUCAGAGGUUUAAAGGCUUCUCCCGAA